AUGCACGGUCAGCUUUAUUCUCCGUUCCUUAUUGUGUCAUGGGAUUUCCAGUUGGAUCCUUUGUCUCUGGCUCGGCUGUUCCCCGCAGUUCUCUCUCGGACGCAGAUUUUUCGACGACUUUCCUCUUUGUUGGGAAUGAUGAUCAACGUCUUCUCCUCCAUUCGCUCAACCUACCGCGCUGUCAGUGUGGCGAUUGAUGGAGAGAAUAUCUCCAAUGACAUGAGACGCAGUCUUGAGCUUGUGCGCACAUGCAACCAAGAUUUACAGGAGCUCAUUAGGCUCCGCAAUGAGCAUCUUGGUCUUCUUGAGAAACAACCGCAGACACUUGAGCGUCUCAACUCAAUCAUCGAAAAGGUACACAAUGGACUACUCGAGGCAUCUCGUAUUGUGGAAAAGUAUCGACCAGAGCUGCAUUCUGGGAAGAAAUCGCUACAAACUCAGAUAGCAUGGGCUCAUAGAGACUCUCGGGAAUUUCAGGCCUUGGGACCAACAAUGAGCCAGCACAAUGCGACAAUUCUGGCAGAGAUUAGCUUCCUUAGAAGCCUGACCAUCAUCACCACACAAAGCAAACCUGACGAUGCCAAGGAGAUUGAGAUUCUUGGCUCAGAUGACAAGACACUCUUUAACAACUUGGAGCUUCUACAAGACUUCAUGGGCGAUGUAGCAGGUACUUUGGUAGCCUCGCCAAGUAUAGUGUGUGUCAAGUUCUGA
Molecule: messenger RNA, 711 nt
Organism: Trichoderma aggressivum f. europaeum
Lineage: Eukaryota; Fungi; Ascomycota; Sordariomycetes; Hypocreales; Hypocreaceae
Exons: 1
Coding region: 1-711 (236 amino acids)
Source: RefSeq, a predicted model, not a curated record